AUGUACAACGACAGCGCUGCUGCAACCGACUCUCAGCUUUCUCGUCCUCCUCUUGCAUCCAUCCCCGUCCCGAACCAUGGUGCGUCGUCGUUACAGGGCGAACCCGUCAAGCCCCGCCGCGUUUCGGAGCCCCGGCCGCACGAACCUCCUCCACCCAUGCGCGACCCCCGGGACCCUUGGCUUCAGUCGCGUGUCAACGACUUGUCUGUUGAUCUCCUCCCACUACACGGCGGCACGCGGCCAAUGCUGCGCAACGACAUCUCUUCAACCAUGGGCGAGGUCAGGGCGCAGCAGCUCGGCGACGGCGUGCCGAUCCCGGUCCCGACCUUCAUGUCCGCUCUCCAGGCCGCACAAGCAAAUACACUCGACUUUGACCUCGCCCAGCGUCUCGCCCGUCUCGAGGCCGAGGUGCGCAACUUUGCUGCCCACCUCGACCUGAGUGACGUGCGGCUUGACACUGGUGGCCAGAAGCUCGACGUUCUGUCUGCUAUCAUCGACAGGCAAGCUGCUCAAGCGGCCAAGCAGGGUGCCCAGCUGGCCGAGGUAUUGGAGUCUCAGGAGAGGCAGCACGAAGAAGUCGCCGAGCUGAAACGCUUGUUCAAGUCCAUCGUCGCACUCUGCACAUCCACGUCGGAGAAGCUCGAGGAUACCCGCAGCGAGGUUCGCCGUCUCAAAGCACAGCACGCAGAAGAGGCAGCGGCACGGGCACGUCUCGAAACUCGGCUAGCUACCGAGGUGGCGGGCCGUGCGGCACUGGAGGAGAAGCUCAAAAUCACCCAGGCCGAGGUCGCGCGCAUGGCCAGGUUGGCGGGAGAGCCUGUCAGCGAGGAGUUUGGGGGACAUGACUCGGAUUCAUCUCCCGAGCCUGUCAACCGUCGCUUUUCGUGGAUUGAGGCAGCCGACAAGGACAUUGCCAAACGUCGCCGUUCUCUUCAGUCGCCACAGUCUACCGCCGAGAAGGACGCUCAGCGUCGGCGCUCCCUCCAGACUCCUCGGCCAGUGACACCGCCAGAAACACCACGCGUCGCCGAGAUGCCUACCAUUACUGAACUUGCCCCACGCACUCCGGAACCUGCCCCACAGACGCCGGUGACGCCUUCCGCUGUCAAAGUGUAA
Apiotrichum porosum is the source of this 1116-nucleotide messenger RNA. RefSeq lists its product as uncharacterized. The transcript has 8 exons. The record is from RefSeq and is a predicted model, not a curated record. Bases 1 to 1116 code for a protein of 371 amino acids. NCBI's taxonomy places the organism in Eukaryota, Fungi, Basidiomycota, Tremellomycetes, Trichosporonales, Trichosporonaceae.